Messenger RNA from Hymenoscyphus albidus, 845 nucleotides. The record is from the annotation of a GenBank genome assembly. NCBI's taxonomy places the organism in Eukaryota, Fungi, Ascomycota, Leotiomycetes, Helotiales, Helotiaceae.
AUGAGUUCCAAAGCACAGAAAAACGGAUUGAAGGUCGAAUACAUAAAAAUCCCCAACGACAUCAACGAAUACGCAACCGCCUACUGGUCUUCCUGGGCAAAUCCCGUCCAAGCAACCGGUAAACUCACCUUUCCCCACCUGGGCGAGAACACGCCUACGGAGCUCGAGGCCCUCGAAGCUUUCAAACGAGAACUUCACAAAACACUACACGGGGAUGAGAACGAUCACUGGGUGAAGGUGGUAGAUCCCGAAGAGAAAAAAAUUGUUGCGGGUGCAAGAUGGUUGAUCUAUCCAGAAAAUCCAUACCGUGGUCCGUACAAGAAGCCCCAGGUAACGCAGUUUGCGGAGGGCUCGGAGAGGAGGGAAUUGGCGGAGUCGAUGUAUGAGCAACUCCUGGUACAUAGACCACGAAUGAUGCCUAUAUCUCAUGCGUGUAUGUAUAACAUCGAUGUUCAAUUAUCCCCAAAACAAACGCAAUGGGCUAUCUGGCUGACUGAUCUUACACAGGUGGUCUUGCUUUGUGGAUUCUCCCCGAGCAUCGCGAUCGUGGAAUCGGAGAUUUGAUUCUGGAGUUUUUUGUUGGGUUAGUCGACGAGAAAGGACUUGAGUCAUAUCUCGAAGGAACCAUUAUGGGCACAAAGCUUUAUCAACGUUGGGGGUUCGUGACGAUGAGUCAAGUCAGGCUUUCCUUCGAAAAAGAAGAUCCGAGUCAAGAGUGGAAAGAGAUUGCCAGCGAGCUGGAAUCCGAACCAGUGAAUAUCAUGUGGAGGCCUCGUGGUGGAGUGUACAAGGGAGGGAAGACUGUUAUCCCAUGGGAAGGGGAGCCCAGAAAAGCGAAGCUUUAA